UUAAAUAGUAAACAUUGACUGACAUGUGUGGUGAGAUCUGAGAGGUUAUAAAACGUUGAGAUUUACAAAUUAUAUUUUCAUGUUCUAAAAUAUCCAAAGAAAAAUGGUGAAAAAAAAAAUAGACAACCGUAUAAGGGUUAUGAUAGAAAAUGGGGUAAAACUCGGCCACCGGACAAUGUUUCUCCUUGUAGGAGACAAAAGCCGAGAUCAAGUACCCAUCUUAUAUGAUAUGCUAGUGAAAUCAACAGUUAAAGCUCGUCCAACAGUGCUAUGGUGCUAUAAAAAUAAAGAUGAAGCAAUCAGCAAUCAUGGACGUAAAAGAGCAAAGAAGAUAGCUGCUGGUAAAUUAGAAGUGUCAGAAGAAUCUCUCUUUGAUUCAUUUAGAGUUGCCACUACUAUACAUGGUAGAUACUACUCUGAGAGCCAUGCUAUGCUUGGACAAACUUAUGGUGUUUGUGUUUUACAGGAUUUUGAAGCUUUAACACCAAACUUGAUGGCCCGAACUAUAGAAACAGUGGAAGGAGGUGGUCUAAUUAUAUUCUUGUUGAAAACUAUGGACUCAUUGAGGCAGUUGCACUCUAUAUCUAUGGAUGUUCAUUCAAGAUUCAAAACAGAAGCCUAUGACACAGUGGUGAACAGAUUCAACGAGCGAUUCCUGCUGUCCUUAGCUGAUAACCCUCGAUGUCUUGUUCUGGACGACUCUCUGACUGUACUGCCUAUAUCAUCUAAAACUGCUCAGAUAGAACCUGUUGAUGCUGUCCCAGAGCGAGUAAACCCAAAACUGACGGAUCUGGUGACGUCACUGUCGGACACGCCGCCGGCCGGGCCACUGGUCGCGCUGUGUCGCACAUACGAGCAGGCGACCGCUCUGGUCGCGCUCAUCAACACUUUGGCGGACAAACAGACCAGGCCUCCUCACUGCCUCACAGCAGCCAGAGGUAGAGGCAAAUCAGCCUGUCUAGGCUUAGCCGUCUCCGCUGCCGUGGCUUUAGGCUAUGUGAACAUCUACGUCACCUCCCCGCACCCAGAGAACUUGAUCACAUUGUUCGAGUUUGUACUAAAAGGAUUGGAUGCUUGCCUUUAUCAAGAACAUAUUGAUUAUAACAUCGUGAGGUCGACCAAUCCGGAUUUCAAGAAGGCUAUUGUUAGGAUCAAUAUUGCGAGGAAUUCGAGGCAGACUGUACAGUACAUAACACCGGACGACCAUUCUCUACUGUCGGUAGCUGACCUGGUAUUGGUCGACGAAGCCGCCGCCAUACCACUAGUGCACGUAGCUGCAGCAGCGUCAAAGGCGCCCUUAGCUUUCCUGUCCUCAACAGUAUCUGGGUACGAAGGGACUGGACGAGCUUUGUCCUUGAAACUCUUCGCUCAGUUGCAAAACGAGAACAAUGCUCCGCCGCCGAUAAAAUUAGAAGAGCCAAUACGUUACCGCGCCGGUGACCCUAUAGAGGGUUGGCUGAACUCGUUCCUGUGUCUCGAGGCGCCGCCCCCCUCGGUGGGGGUUGGCUCCCCCCCGCCCGCGGCGUGCGAACUGUUGCGAGUGAACCGCGACGCGCUGUUCUGCUACCACCGAGCGGCCGAGGCGUUCCUGCAUCGACUUGUUGCUAUAUACGUCGCUAGCCAUUAUAAGAACAGUCCCAACGACAUACAACUGUUGGCGGACGCGCCUGCGCACUGUCUCUUCGUUUUGCUCGCGCCCACACCUCCCAAAUCGACGAGCAUGCCGGAGAUACUCUGCGUCAUACAACUGUGCCUCGAGGGAAGCUUAUCUGACAGAUCAGUAAAAGACAGCUUAGGCAGAGGUAGAAAAGCUGCCGGCGACCUGAUACCCUGGAAUAUCUGUGAACAGUUUGGUGACAAAGAUUUUCCGAAACUUUCUGGCGCGCGGGUGGUUAGGAUAGCGACCCACCCUUCCUAUCAACGUAUGGGCUAUGGCAAACGCGCUUUACAACAGUUAGCGGCAUAUUACAUGGGCGACAUCCCAUGCCUUGACGAAACACCGAGCGAUGACGAGGAAAAAGAAACUACUGGCAAAGCGGACUCAUUGCAUACUGAGACUAUAGUUCCAAGAUCAAAACCACCGACUUUACUAAAGCGACUAACUGAAGUGAGGCCGGAACACUUAGACUAUUUGGGGACCAGUUUUGGACUUACUGAGGAGCUUCUCAAAUUUUGGAAAUCUCAAAAAUACAUGCCCGUUUAUUUGAGUCAAAAAGCAAACGAAUUGACAGGCGAACACUCGUGCAUUAUGUUACGAUCAAUGCAAGACUCGUCGUGGUUGGCGGCAUACAAUGCAGACUUCAGACAGAGGUUCUCAAGGCUUUUGGGGAGGUGUUUUAGGAAACUACCCGCGUCUCUGGCUUUGUCUACUCUGUUGAAUGAUAGCGUGAAGAUAAAUAAACCAGUACUAACAAAACAAUUGAUUGAGCAAUAUCUAUCCGGACAUGACCAGUCCCGUAUCGAGAUGUACUGCAGACAGCAAGCGGACUAUAGACUAUUGACGGACUUAUUGGUGCCGAUGGCCAAUAUUGUGUUCCAUACUAAAGUUAAGCUCAAACUGGAAGCUAUACAACAGGUAAUAUUUGUAGCAAUGGGCUUCCAAAUGAAAGACGUCGACGACAUAGCAAGCGAACUGACGCUCCCCGGAUCUCAAAUUCUGGCUAAAUUCUACGAGGCGUGCAAGAAGAUAAACGCUGCGCUCAACUCCGUUCUAGAAGUAACCGUGGCUAAAGAGAUGGGCAUAGAAGACAAGAUCUCAGAAGUCAAUACUGAAGAACCGAUGAAGCAGAGCCUACAAGAAGAAUUGACGAAGGCUGCCAAGGACCUGGAAAGGAAGCAGCGCAAAGAGCUAUCCAAGCUGAUGGGUGAAGAUCUCGCUCAGUACCGCAUCAAAGGCAGCGAUCUCGACUGGGGACAAGCGCUCAAGUCGUCCACAGAGAAACAACUUGUCUCUGUUAAGAGUGGUGAAAAACGUCUGGGUGAAGACAGCAAAGAGAUCGACGAAUUGAUAGAAACACACUCUAACAAUAAGAAAAAGAAGAAAAAGCAUGUUAGAAAUUAAUAAAGUGUAAGUUUUACUGCAAAAA
Bicyclus anynana (squinting bush brown) is the source of this 3086-nucleotide messenger RNA. Its product is annotated as RNA cytidine acetyltransferase. Bases 104 to 3061 code for a protein of 985 amino acids. Lineage: Eukaryota; Metazoa; Arthropoda; Insecta; Lepidoptera; Nymphalidae. Gene Ontology annotation, biological process: rRNA acetylation involved in maturation of SSU-rRNA. The record is from RefSeq and is a predicted model, not a curated record. Gene Ontology annotation, cellular component: 90S preribosome; nucleolus. The transcript has 18 exons. Gene Ontology annotation, molecular function: 18S rRNA cytidine N-acetyltransferase activity; tRNA binding; ATP binding.